AUGAGUCAUAUCCACGUGUCGUGCCGCGUGCGUCCGCAGAACAGCGUAGAGCGGAAGAAUGGAGGGCAGGAAUGUGUCAAAAUCUCCGAUGGCAAAGCGAUGGAAAUCAGCACCGACGAAGCGUUUGCAAACGAGUACCUCAAAUGCACAUUCGAUCAGGUGUUUGGCACGAAUGCCACUCAGCAAGAAGUGUACGAAUCGACAGCCAAGUCGCUUGUCUUAGACCUCCUGGAAGGGUACAAUUGCACUGUAUUUGCGUAUGGGCAAACGGGAUCUGGGAAAACACACACAAUUUAUGGCCCGAAAGAUGGAGUUGCCACAAAACCCGAUGAUGAAGGGUUGAUCCGUCGACUUGUUCAUGACCUUUACGACCAUAUCCACCUGCGACAAUCGGAACAAGUGAUUUUUGAAAUCACAUGCUCUUUCUUCGAGAUUUACAUGGAACAAGUCAACGACCUGCUCUAUCCAGCCAGCAAAAACCUUCGCGUGCGUGAAAAUACUGACAAAGGCAUCUACGUUGACGAUUUGCACGUGGCACGUGCAUCUACAAAGGAAGCGAUGCUCAAGUUGGUCGAACGAGGCAACACAAACCGAGUGGUCGCAUGCACUCGAAUGAACAACGACUCGAGCCGUAGCCACACAGUUCUCAUGAUGAACAUGGUACAACGUGACCUGGCAACUGCCUCGGAAAAGCGCGCUACAAUGUAUGUGGUCGACUUGGCCGGAUCGGAAAUGGUCGUGAAGACACUGGCAACGGGAAAAACGUUGAACGAAGCAAAAGCGAUCAACAAGUCCUUGUCUGCCCUAAGCAACGUCAUCAAAGCUCUUGCCGACGGAAAGAAGCACAUUCCAUUUCGAGAUUCCAAGCUGACGCGGAUUCUCCAAGACUCUCUUGGUGGCCGCGCCAAAACGUGCCUGAUUGUAACCGCCUCAUCCAGUUCCUACAACGUGACUGAAACUAUAUCCACCGUGCGGUUUGGCAUGCGUGCCAAAGAGAUUAAAAACGACCCGACCCAACAUGAGGUCAAAAACCCAUGCAUGUGUGAAUAUCAACAACUGUAUCAAAAUUUGGUCAUGAAACACACUGAAAUGCAAAAGCAAAUGCAAGCAUUAAUACAGACAGCACAAACAGACGAGGCUGGAACUCCACGACCCUCAGACCCUGUAGCGUGGCCAUCACCAGGAGAGAACAAGUACGCAACUGCGGGUUUAAAUCCACUCUCGCCACGUGUUGUUGCGUCCUCCCGAGACAGCGAAACACAAACGUCAUCGUCGCCGCAGCUGGUGCCGCCUCCACCUCCUCCAUCUUCAGGUCCGCCAUCAACCCUUGCAAGAACCUUGACUUCACUACUAUUCGCGGACCAAACCGUCAAGCAAGGGCCACCAUCACUUGGUCAUGCUGAGCUCUUGUCGCAACUGCGCCAAGCCCAAGAAAACUUACAUAUGUGCCAGUUUGAAAACGAAGCAAUGCGGGAAAUGAACCAAAUUCUAAGCGCCCAAAAUGCCGCGUUCAACACCCGAAUAACUGAACUCGAAAGUUCGCUCGGCAUGCAUGAAAGUGCACUGGACGCCCUUAAAGAAAUCAACCGUACGAUCAGUGCUCAGAACACCGUCUUGAACGAACGCAACCAAGAGUUGGAGAUGUUGGUCGAGAACAGCACUUCACCAAAGUUGCCGCCGUCAUCGCCAUCGUCGACGGCUUCAUUGUCUCUGUCCCCCGAAGGAUAUAGGCAUGCGUCUUUCGGCAAUACUCCACCGGAUAUUGGUGACGAGACUACCUCCACAACGACAGACCCCGCCACGCUUGUCGAAAUUUUGACUAAAAAGGUCGUCGAAAUGAAGAUGCAUGUGCAUUACGUCACCGAAUACACCAAGUCAAUUUUGGAGCACGAGCCGUACCAAAUGGUGCGCCAACUGACACAACUCAGGCUCGAGAAUGAAAGACUACGGCUGGAAGAACAUCACCAUGCUAACACCAUCAAAGAGCUCCAAACCAAGUGCCAGGCAAUGAGCGAAGCCGUGUCCAAGACAGACGACAACACGUCGAACUUGCAACGAACAAUUGCAGAGUACCAAGCAUUGUACAAAGAGCAAGUCCGACUAAGUCAGGAACGGCAACAGAACCUACUGAAAGAAGUUGAAUACUACAAAAUGAUCUGGCAGCGCGUGCCACCACCAUCUACCAAGCGUGACAACAACACCAAGCCUACCAUCAUCACCAACCUCCCUUCACACAUCGCAACCUCCGACACCACUCGGGACAGCCAUGGAUCGACCGCGCACUCUCUUUUCAAAGCGGCGUCGUUUUCUGGUGCCGUGCCCACAGAACCACUCAGUUUGAUGUCUCUCAAGCGAAGUGCCACGCGUAACCGCACCAUCGUAAAGCCCCAGUCGCCGAAAAUGGGAUGGCAAAUGCCCCAGAGUCCUCCACAUACCAAGGCUACAGUUGACGAGGACGACGACGAGGAAGUCCACACCAUCCCCGAAGAAAACGACCCACUGAGCACGGUGUUCGACCAAGACGCGCUUGGUUAG
Molecule: messenger RNA, 2535 nt
Organism: Aphanomyces invadans
Lineage: Eukaryota; Oomycota; Saprolegniomycetes; Saprolegniales; Verrucalvaceae
Exons: 18
Coding region: 1-2535 (844 amino acids)
Biological process (GO): microtubule-based movement
Molecular function (GO): microtubule motor activity; microtubule binding; ATP binding
Source: RefSeq, a predicted model, not a curated record